This is a messenger RNA of Meloidogyne enterolobii, 1243 nucleotides long. Lineage: Eukaryota; Metazoa; Nematoda; Chromadorea; Rhabditida; Meloidogynidae. The record is from the annotation of a GenBank genome assembly.
AUGUUCCGCGCCAUGAUUCUGCAUUUGGAAAUUGACGCCGUCACAUAUUGCGAACGCCUUCUCUCUUUUUUAAUAGAUUUAGAAGCUCAAUUGACUACCAGACGUUUCUUCAAUUCUUUGCUCCAUUCAAGCCAUAUACUCACCCAUUGUUGUCUUUCCCAAUUUAUCCGUUCAGAGCAUGGCUCUCUCUUUUGUGAGCUUUUUUCAAUGCUUAAAUUUUAUGCUCGUUUUGAAAUUGAUGAACUUAGUGGACAACAAUUGCUACAGGCUGAGGUAACCAAACGACAUUAUGAAUUUGUUUCUCAAUUACAAGCUGCCGCGUUCAAAUUUCUAAAUGAAAAAUUGGCUGAAUUUUGUUUGUUACCAGUUGGAUCUGUUGAUUCUAGUAAAUUUUUGCGUGAACAACUUGGCUCUUUAAGUUGUGAUGACCUCUACAAACUUGCAGAAUUUUUAAAUUUGGUCCCUUCAUUGAGUGAAAAGGAUGAAAAUUUAGUUGAAAAUUAUUGUCGUUAUGAUGAUCCAAAUUACUUAAUUGAAGCUAUAAUUUUUGUUUGUGAACGUAGACCUUCACAAUUGCAACGCUUAAAUGCUGAACCUCUUUAUCCUAGUGAAAAAGUGAUUUGGGAUGAAAAGUUAAUUCCAUAUGAUCAUUAUGAUGGUAAAAGUGUUCUUCCUUUAAACAAAUUAAAUUUACAAUUUUUAACAACACAUGAUUAUUUACUUAGAAAUUUUAAUCUUUUUAGAAUGGAAUCGACAUAUGAAAUUCGUCUCGAUUUGGAAGAUGUUAUGUUUCGAAUGAAACCUUGGAAACACGAAUUUAAUGAAUCUGAUGUUGUUUGGGGUGGUUGGGCAAAAAUGGCACUCCCAGUUACUAGUUGUAGAAUUGUGCAUGUUGGAAGGCCUUUGGUUGGAGAGUCUGCUCCUUCCGAAGUUCGUGCAGAUCUCCAAAUAACUUUACCUUCAAGAGAAGAUUUGCGUCAAGAUUGGAUGUCUCUUCGAAAAAAUGAUGUUCUUUUUUUACUUAAAGUUAAACCUAUACAAAAAGUUGGCUAUAAAUUUGAUUUUCGACGCCCAUUUAAAGAACAAUUUGGAAUUUGUAUAGUUAGAGGGUGUGAAGUUGAAGGAAUUUUGACGGCUGAGGGAAAAAUACUUGAUGAAAUGGGUUUGUGUUUUUUGUAUUUCUGGGGGAAUUAAAGUUGGGAAUAUUAAAGAGAGAAAACACAAGUUUUGAUAGUGAAAUACA